Messenger RNA from Oncorhynchus nerka (sockeye salmon), 1609 nucleotides. RefSeq names its product mitogen-activated protein kinase kinase kinase 20-like. Gene Ontology annotation, biological process: protein phosphorylation; signal transduction. The record is from RefSeq and is a predicted model, not a curated record. The transcript is spliced from 11 exons. Gene Ontology annotation, molecular function: protein kinase activity; ATP binding. Bases 191 to 1609 code for a protein of 472 amino acids. NCBI's taxonomy places the organism in Eukaryota, Metazoa, Chordata, Actinopteri, Salmoniformes, Salmonidae. Gene Ontology annotation, cellular component: cytoplasm.
UACAGAGAAGCUCUCUGCGGUGUCUCUUUUCAUUCUCUCGCUCCCGGAGUCCAUUCUGCUAUCGGGUGUGUGUGAUCAAACGUGUUCUCCCUCCUACCUUUUCUCUCUUUCUCUCCGUUCCGUAUCUCUCAGUUUGCUCUGUUUACUCAGAGCGGCUGUCGUCGAGUGUGUGUGUGCGCGCCAGUAUGCCAUGUCGUCUCUGAGUUCGUCGUUUGUCCAGAUAAAACAUGAGGACCUGCGGUUCUAUGAGAACUGUGGAGGGGGCAGCUUUGGGAGUGUCUACCGAGCACACUGGAUAUCUCAGGAUAAAGAGGUCGCUGUGAAGAAACUACUCAAGAUCGAGACUGAGGCUGAGAUACUGAGUAGCCUCAGUCAUAAGAACAUUAUUCAGUUCUAUGGCGCCGUACUGGAGUCCCCCAACUAUGGCAUCGUCACAGAGUAUGCGGGCGGAGGUUCUCUGUAUGAGUACCUCUCCAGUGAACAGAGUGAGGAGAUGGACAUGGAACAAAUCAUGACCUGGGCCAUGGAGAUAGCCAAAGGAAUGCACUAUCUUCACUCGGAAGCCCCAGUCAAAGUCAUUCACAGAGACCUCAAGUCGCGAAACGUGGUGCUGACUGCAGACAAAGUGCUCAAGAUCUGUGAUUUUGGAGCGUCUAAGUUCCAGUCCCACACCACCCACAUGACAGUGGUGGGCACCUUCCCCUGGAUGGCCCCAGAAGUCAUACAGAGCCUACCUGUGUCAGAGACCUGUGAUACCUACUCCUACGGCGUGGUGCUAUGGGAAAUGCUGACACGGGAGGUUCCGUUUAAAGGCUUCGAGGGGCUGCAGGUUGCUUGGCUGGUGGUGGAGAAACAAGAGAGGCUGACCAUCCCCACCAGUUGUCCGCCUAGCUUCGCUGACCUGAUGAAGAAGUGCUGGCAGGCCGAACCAAAGGAGCGUCCAGUGUUUAAGCAGGUGUUGGGGACUCUGGAGACCAUGUCUAAAGACAGCAGACUACCAGAACAGUGUAACUCCUUCCUACACAACAAGGACCAGUGGAGGUGUGAGAUAGAUGCCACGUUGGAGAGGUUGCGGAGGCUGGAGAGAGACCUGAGUAGCAAAGAGAAGGAGCUGGAGGAGAGAGAGCUGAGGCUGAGACUGUGGGAGGAGAGACUGAUGGAGAGGUCCAAUGUCACCCCUUUCUUCUCCCCCAUAGCAUCAGGCAUCAGCUCGGAGUCGUUCUUCCGUUCUCAAUCUCAGGAGUCCAACAGCGCCAAGAUAUCCUGCCUUAUCAGAACCCUCAGCAACGGAGAGAGGGAGAGAGAGAGGGGUGUGGAGGGAGGGAUAGACAGGGGGAUAGGGGGGUUCCAGUCCAUGAUUAGGGGCUUCUCAAGCAGUCUUGGGGAGACGGAUGGAGAUGGAGGGAUAGAGGUAAACUGGGGGGAGAGAGAGAAGGAGAGGGGGACGGAGGGAGGGAUAGAAGGGGGUCGGCUGGAGCUAGGGGAAGGGGGUCGGCUGCAAAUCAUGCUAAAGGGCUUCCAGGGUGGGAUUGGAGAGAUAGAUGGGGAGACUGAGAGGGAAGAGAGGGGAUGGGGGAGACUGGGAGACAAGAGGGAUGGAGGGAGGUAA